CACGUACGCACGCACGCACUCACUUUUGAGUCAUUGGGAUGCGUUUUAUGGGGAGGUGAUUUCUGUGACUCGUUCUUUCGGGUUUUUCUGUCACCUACACAGACAGUAAAGAGACGCGCGCGAGUUACUGUAAUCAUUAUUCAUCGCCUGACUCGGAUCGGCUGCUUAUGAAGAUAAAAACGUACAUGUAGUGGGUUUUUUUUUAGUUUUUUUUUUUUUUUUAUACACAGCCUACACGAGUCAGUACGCGUGAGCCUUUAGUCUGAGAAGCGGGGAAGAAAUCAGUAAAUGAAAACAUUAGACGUUGUUUAUCAUCCCUGUGUUUAGACACACAUGUAUUCAUGGAGCAGUGUUUAAACCGGAGAUCGGUUGUCCUACGGAGACUCGCAGCAGCAGCACAAGGGCCACUUUCCAGUGUGGACUAUGUUUAAUGUGAAAACCUUCCAGCUCUGAUACCCCCUAAUCAGAUUAUGAAGAUUUCGCACUCCUGCGUCAAUGACAGGUAAGAUGGAAACACCCUUCUACCACGAUGAUACGCCGAGCGUUCCAAACUUCGGGCAACUUCCAGACUACGAUCGCUAUCAAAGCCACAAGAUGAUGAGUAAGAAGAACAUGGCCGUGCAUAAUUUCCCCGGAGCUGUGGGAGGCACGCCAGGCCUGAAGCUGUUGCAGAGCCAGGCUGGAAGCAGCGUCAACCCGAACCUGGGCAUGAACAGCAACCCGAACAGCGCUCUGAUGUCGUCGUCCGACAUGAACCUCUUGAAACUCUCUAAUCCCGAGCUGGAGCACUUGAUCAUCCAGUCUAACCAGGGGCUGGUUACGACAAGCCCGGCGCCUAGCUCUUCCACUAACGCUUUCAUGUACAGGAACCAUGCCACAAACGAGCAGGAAGGCUUCGCAGACGGUUUCGUCAAAGCUUUGGCAGAUCUGCACAAACAGAACCAGUUGGUCGGGGCUCCCAUAUCUCCAUCGUCCUCCAUUCAGGGUCCGUAUCAAAGGAACCUCAUGGCGAGCGCGGACAUGCCGAUCUACACCAACUUGAGCAGUUAUAACCCCAACCAGCUCCCUACGUCCUACCCCGGAGGUCAGAUCCCCUACGCCUCGGCUCACGCUACAGCCCACUCCAGCCAGGGGCAAGGUCAUCACCAUCACGGUCGAGGUCUUGAUGCGCCUCAGACCGUUCCAGAGGUUCCUCACCCCCCUGGAGGAGAUCCGACCGGUUCUCCACCUUCCCUCUCGCCCAUUGACCUCGAGACCCAGGAGAGAAUCAAGGCCGAGAGGAAGAAGCUGCGGAAUCGCAUCGCGGCCUCCAAGUGCCGCAAGCGGAAACUGGAGCGCAUUUCACGCCUGGAGGAGAAGGUGAAGGUCUUGAAGACGCAGAACUCUGACCUGGCGUCCACCGCCAGCAUCUUGCGUGAGCAGGUCGCGCAGCUCAAACAGAAAGUCAUGAACCACGUGACCAACGGCUGUCAGAUCGCGGUCGGAACAGCCGGCAUGGCCAAGAGCGCCGAGAGCGCCAGCUGCUGAAGGUGCAUCUUAUUUCCUUCGCUCUGAACUCUCGAUUUCCCUUCUGCUACUUCAUGCCGCUGUGAAAGAUGAACAGCGAAUACCGGAGAAGGGCAGAAAGAGAACGGAAACCUCGUCCCGACUGACACGGAAGACACCUCGCAGAGAGGGUGUGCAAAAAAUAAAUAAAUAAAUAAAUAAAUAAAUAAAUACAUAGAUAGAAAUUCCUUCAACCUGUCAGAGUGAUCUCUCAGCUGCGAGUGAUCUCUGGCCACGAGAGCACGUUCUCUCCUCGCACACAGACUGCAAUUUAAAAGGGAAGAUUGCCUCAUCGCAUCGCACCUCGACCCCGUUUCUCAUUCGACCGCACUCUGUACUCGAAUCCCAUCGGGUUCAUAAGGACCGAGAGACCGUCACAGCAAUACCGCCCGAACCCGACGUGUCGCACGGAGACAACAAACGCAGCGCGGAUCGACUUCACGACACGGACGUUGACUCACAGCUGGAAUUCCUCCCGACCCGAAUGAUUUGAAUAUUUUUUUAAUCUCCCCUGAGGAUGAGCAGCUUGUGAUACGGUCUUACACGUCACUGGGAUUGGAGUACGGUCUCUCUUACAGUCGCAGGGUAACUUUUUUUUUUUUUUGUUUUUUUUUGAGUUUGAACCCCCCCCCCUCCCCCUCCCCCUCCCCCAACAACAUGCACUAUUCUGCAAAUCUGAACUUUUCUAUACACAAACAAACCUGGCAACGUGAGCCAAAUUUCUCUCACGUUCAUUUGUUCCCGAUCGGAGGUGUCCGCACAUAUUGUUAAAAAAAGAAAUACGCCAUUCAUUCAUAUUGAUAUUAAAUAAUGUCAGAAGUGUUGUAGUUAAGUGGAGACUUAUUCGUUGCGGUCCAGUCUGAGUGAUUUAUAUAUUGAAGCCUAUUCGUACAUCCGUCGGUUUGUUUGAUAUCGUGCAAUUUGUGAAUACAGGAAGUUUGUUUUUGUUUUGUUUUUUUACAAUCUUUUUUAUUAUUAUUAUUAUAAUUUUUUUUUUUUUUUUUAUAUAUAAGUAUUAUUUCACUGACAAUUGAUGAACAAGAACACGAGUCUGGUCCCGUGCAGCACUUUUAACGGUGUCCAUUUUGAGCACCCGAUAAAAUUCCUGAACAUUCCGAGACCUUUUGCACUGUAUUCAGUGGGUUGUGUUUUAACGCCUCGUGGCUGCUCUUUUAAUUUAAACCGCUGAGGCUUUGAGAAAAGGGACGUGUUUUCAUAUGAGGGCUUCGAGCCAGAAAAGGGCUUUCGAUCAAUAGUAUUUUUUUUGCAAUUUUUUUUUUUUUUUUUUUUUUUUUUUUGUAAAAUUUCUAAAAAAAAAAAUUUAUUUAUGCAAAAACUUUAUCUAUGAUAUUUAUGUUGUUUGUGUAAGAGGACUGUACAGGUUCGAAUACCGGUGUCGUGUCGGCACUUUCUUUUGUUUUGUUUGGUUUUGUUUUUGGGAACUACAUAGUUGCACAUAAAAUCGAAACAGUAAACAAUGUCUAAUAUUUAUCCUCUGUGUACAGCGUAAUAUUUUUCCUCUGUUUUUGGUGGGAAGAAAAAUCUGAAUAAAUAAAUAAACAAACAAACAAACGAAGCGUUCAGAUUGUCGAAAUGUUGGUACGCGAUCGAAGAUCGAGUUCAGAACUAGUUUACUUUAUAUUCGCUUUAUAAAGGAUAUUGUUUUAUAAAUAAUGAUAAAAAGUGGGAAAGGAAUUUUCAGAAUGCUUUUUUUUUAUUAUUAUUUGAUUUGAUUUGUAUUUUUUCCCCCUCGUUAUUGUUGAAAUUGCGUUUCGUUAAAACCGGGCGUGUACCCGAUACCUGUUUAAUUGCCUAAGUGGGAAAAAAUUAGCUUUAAAUUCAUCUUUAAAAAAAAAAACAAACCCCAGCUCUCGUCAUGCCAGGGAUUUUAAAGCAUCUGCGGUCAUGUUGUGCAUAAAUAUUGGCACUGGAAAUUGGCUGAUGAACAUAUAUUUUAAAAAUCUCUUCAAGAACACUUUAAGCUACAGCUCUCGUCUCUAGAACCGAGGGCGUGAGGUUUUAAAGCGUCAUACGUGAGAAUAUUGUGUACGUUUCAUAAGUAUUUGCACCUGCCUAGUCACCACAGUUUGCUUCCCUUUUUUUUUUUUUUUUUUUUUUUCUUUCCCAAGGUGACUGAUGCGUACGCAGAGCGAGAACUCUGAUCACAUUGUUGGUACACUGAAUUUCUGUCCAACUGCCUUUCCUACUAAACAAACACAUGAAAUCUUUUAUUUAUAUACAUAUACAUAUAUAAAUAUAUACGUCUAUAUUCUUAUCAGUCCGAAUAAGGGUUUGAUCCGAACUGUCGAUGAACCUCUUACCUUUUUCCGAGCGUCAAAAUGGAAAUAUUUAUUUUUGAAACUUGAAUAUGUUUUUGGGUUGUUUUUGUUUUGUUUUGUUUUUUGGGGGGUAUUUUUUUUUUUUUUUUUUUUUGGAUGUCACAAACUUCUAUUUUUGUACAAAGAAAAUGAAUAAUGUUAUAAUGAAGAGUGAGAACAGUAAAUGUGCAUACUGUACUUUUGGUUUGUAGAUCUUUCCUCAUUCCAGAAAUACUUUAUUUAUUGAGCUGGUAUUACGUGUUUUUACGCUUUGAGCAUUUCUGCCUCUUGUGAAACGAGAUUUCAAAAAAAAAAAAAAAAAAAACCUGCCACGUUUACUAGAACGAUAUCCUGAAGGUUUACGCUAAAGAAGGACUUUUUUUUUUUUUGGUUUUUUGGUCGUCUGAUGAGGCGACUUUACAAUCCGUGAUGUGCACUUGAGGCCUUUUAGGACUUUACAGCUAUAAUCGUCGCUAUGAAAUGUACCACUGGUGGCAUUUUCUUGUAUCUGAUCUGAUAUUUAUGGCUUUGUAUCCACCAGCCCGGAUGAAAUCGUCAGAAUACGAGAGUCACUUCAUUUAUUUUCACACUAAACCUUGAUUUGCUAAAGCUGUGAGAUCAUUCAAGAUUUCAAGAUCUCGGACGUCUUCGGUGUAAGGGUGUGCAUCGGUAAUGAUGUUCUCUAUUAUUUCACGCACAUAACGAGCUCUCUGUCUCUCUGCCCCACCAUUUAUCCAAAAAUAAACACUUUCAUAGACAGUAUUAGCUUACUCUAACUGGGAAAGAAAAAAAAAUUAGAAAUUCAUUUGAAAUUUGUAAGAGUUGGGGGGGGGGGAGAAUCACCUGUGUAGUGAUGACUGAUAAAAAUACUGCUUAAAGGGUUUCUUUCUUGUUGGUUGGUUGGUUUGGGUGGAGCGAUUACCCAUCAACCCCUGCGCUUUCUUCUCUUCCUGUCUCCACUUCACGGCCUGAUGGGAAAUAUAGUCUCCGUGCAAUCACAAGACGACGUGACUAAGGGGCGACUUGCCUUGCUUUCGAUUCAUGGUUGUUGUUUUGUUGUUGUUGUUUGUUGUUUUUAAAAAAAAAAAAAAAAAAAAUCGGUUCUGAAUCUUGUUCCUUGUUUUCAUGUUUUUUAAUCAAUAAAGACGUCGGUUUCUGAACACGC
This is a messenger RNA of Ictalurus punctatus (channel catfish), 5028 nucleotides long. RefSeq names its product JunE proto-oncogene, AP-1 transcription factor subunit (gene june). Gene Ontology annotation, molecular function: DNA-binding transcription factor activity, RNA polymerase II-specific; transcription factor binding; RNA polymerase II cis-regulatory region sequence-specific DNA binding. The transcript is spliced from 2 exons. Gene Ontology annotation, cellular component: transcription regulator complex. Gene Ontology annotation, biological process: regulation of transcription by RNA polymerase II; regulation of cell cycle; regulation of cell population proliferation. NCBI's taxonomy places the organism in Eukaryota, Metazoa, Chordata, Actinopteri, Siluriformes, Ictaluridae. The record is from RefSeq and is a predicted model, not a curated record. Bases 496 to 1527 code for a protein of 343 amino acids.